AUGACUACCAAUAACACGAACACUAGUACUAGUACCAGUGGGGGUGGAGGGGGUUUUGGAAGCAAGAUCAAAGGGGCUGCGCAAGUCAUCCACGGGUUCGGCGAAAAUAUCCGAGGCACUGCACUUGGGGCUGCCGACCGUGCUACGAGCUCCGUAGCUGGCGUCCAAAAAAACGAGGAUCUCGCUACACAGGGCCGUGCUGAGAUGGCCGCGGGUAUGGCAAUGUUGAGAGGUCAUCCUCCCGCGCCUCAAGUUGCCCCUACUGAAACGACAACAGCUGGAACGGGACCCCCAGGAACGGCGCCUGCCGAUCAAGGAACGACUGCGGGGACUAAGACUAGCACCGCCGCAGCCGGUGGUGUUGCUACUGGGGUGACGGAUCAGGGUCGACAGCAGGGAACGGGUGAUGAAAAAUCAAGGGCAGCUGGGGAAAAGAGCGGACCUGAAUCAACAGGUCCGGGUGCUACUCAGACUGGUCGUGAGGCCGCUGUAGCCGCAGGUGCUGGGCAGGGUCCUGGUGGGGCUGCUGCAAGUACAGGCACAGCGUCCGAGCCGAACAGGCAAUACCCGAGUGCUGUAAGUCAGCAAGAAGGGAAACGGGACGAUCAGGGUGUCCCAGAGCGUUCACAGAGCGGCGAUACCAGCCAGACUCGUGCGCAGGGGGCCACAGAAGAUCGCCCUCAACAAACAAGUCAACGACCGUCCCAGCAGAGGGUAGAUGAACCAAACAAAGCGGGACAAAUGGGUGCCCAGAAAGAAGGUGGACAACAGGGCGGAUGGACGGGCACCGAAGAACCGGGACGGUCUGAACACAUUUAUUUCCAGGGUACCUCGACGGACGAAGGAGGUGAACGACCGUCUCAACAAACGGCAGACAAGCCGAAAGAGGAAGGACAGGUCUAUCGCGAAGGUGCCCGACAGGAAGGUGGACAGCAAAGCAAUCAAGCGCGCGCCGCACAAGAGCCUAAGGAGGAAAAUAAACCUUUCUGUUUCCAGGGUAUCUCGGCGGAUGAAGGAAGUGAACAACCGUCUCAACAAACGGCAGAAAAACCGAAAGAGGUCUAUCACGAAGGUGCCCGACAGGAAGGUGAACAGCAAGGCAGUCAAGCGCGCGCCGCACAAGAGCCUGAGGGGGGAAAUAAACCUUUCUGUUUCCAGGGUAUUUCGGCAGACGAAGGAGGUGAAUAA
Messenger RNA from Suillus bovinus, 1188 nucleotides. RefSeq lists its product as uncharacterized. NCBI's taxonomy places the organism in Eukaryota, Fungi, Basidiomycota, Agaricomycetes, Boletales, Suillaceae. The coding region runs from base 1 to 1188 and encodes 395 amino acids. The record is from RefSeq and is a predicted model, not a curated record. The transcript has 4 exons.